AUUAAGACUGCCAAUAAUUUAAAUCUUUCGAUUUCUUGUUUCCAUUUCUAUUCAAAUUAUAAGAAGAAAAUAUCAACGAGAAGAUUAAUUUUUUUUGAAACAAACGAUUGAUUAUGAUUAUGUCAAUUAUCAAAUAGUAUAUAAAGUCGCGGCUUUUUGAAUAUUUCAUACAGUCAAACUACAAACAAAAAUCGACUAAAUUUUUCCUUGGAAUUAUACUAAUAGCAAAAAAAUUUCAGUUAACUCUUUUAAUUUUUGGAAAUCUUCAAAAAUGGAUUUCUAUUUCGUUGGAAAAUUAUUUAUUCUUUUGGUUGCUUUCGCAGAUUUUUCGAAUGCGGAUAACGAAUACGAUAUUUUAUUAUUCAUUCAACAAUGGCCAAUAACAGCAUGUUUGCAACAUGAGAAGAAUUUAAAAGAAUGUUAUUUUUGUAAUAAUGCUUUUUGGAAUAUACAUGGAAUUUGGCCAACGAAAAAUUAUCCCGGCAAGAGUCCUGAAAAUUGCGAUUUAUAUCAUCCGUUUAACGAGAGACAUUUAUUGAGUAUAAAAAAAGAACUUUCAUGUAAAUGGUACAAUGUUUUUGAUAAAAAAAUCGAAAAUUUUUGGAGUUGGGAAUGGCAAAAACACGGAACAUGUGCAAUGGAUUUGCCAGCAAUGAAUUCGCAAUAUAAAUAUUUUCAACAAGGAUUACUGUGGAGUAAACAUUACGUAAUUGGAAAUAUUCUCAUGAGUAAAAAUAUAAUAAAGGGAAAAAGUUAUUCUUAUAAAGCAAUUCAAGCAGCUCUUACAAGUGGUUUGAAAGUUACACCUCAAGUCAUGUGUCAUAAAGAUAAGUCCGGUAAGAAACAAUUUUUACACGAGGUCAGAAUUUGUAUAGACAAGAAAUUGCAAUUAAUCGAUUGCCAUGGACACGUGUCGGAGACAAAUUGUAAUCUAGCAAUAGAUAUUGAAUAUCCCAGUGUUUAAAACAGAUAUGAGGAGUUAAUAUUUAUUUAUUUAUUUUAUUCCAUGUAUACCUAGAAGGUAAUGAGGAUUCAAUAUUAAUCAGUAUUUAUAUUGUUACAAAAUUAAAAACAUAAUUUCAAAAUUAAUAAUAAUAAUAAUUGUAAAAUUAACAAUUACAAUUGUACAACAAAUAAAAUUAUGUAAUAGA
Leptopilina heterotoma is the source of this 1151-nucleotide messenger RNA. Its product is annotated as ribonuclease Oy-like. Bases 272 to 964 code for a protein of 230 amino acids. NCBI's taxonomy places the organism in Eukaryota, Metazoa, Arthropoda, Insecta, Hymenoptera, Figitidae. The record is from RefSeq and is a predicted model, not a curated record. Gene Ontology annotation, molecular function: RNA binding; ribonuclease T2 activity. Gene Ontology annotation, biological process: RNA catabolic process. Gene Ontology annotation, cellular component: extracellular region. The transcript has 4 exons.